AUGAUGCUGCGCUUGAAGGCGAAAGUCUUUUCCUUCAGUGGUGACAGCUACAAGAUCGUCGACGCCAAUGACUCCAGCAAGGUGAUCUUCCAGUGCAUGGGGAAGUUUCUCUCCUUGAGCGAGAAGCGGGUUAUUUGCGAUGCAGGGGGGGCUCCGCUUUUUGUCAUCAAAGAGCCCAUGCUGCAGUUGGAUGACAAGCAAUAUGUCUACUCGGUGGAUGCAGAGGGGAAGCCUAAGGAAGAGCUCUUUCGAGUAGGAUCAAACUUUGGCAACACCGCGCAGUACACGCAGAACUUGAAGAGUAAAACCGGACGACCCAUUGCUCUGCACGGCAAGAUGACUCUUGUGAGCAUGAAAGGCGGCAUUUGGCUCGACAAGGCCCAGAAAGGUCAUGCCAUCGCAAAGGUUUGCAGCCCAAUCACGUACAAGGAUUUCCUGCCCGACGACUUUGACCGCAACGAGUACCUCGUGGAGAUUCCACCAGGUGUAGACAGUGCUCUUGUUCUUGCCAUGGUGCUGGCAUAUGAGCAGAUGGAGCAAUCCUACGAUUGCUGA
Effrenium voratum is the source of this 555-nucleotide messenger RNA. NCBI's taxonomy places the organism in Eukaryota, Dinophyceae, Suessiales, Symbiodiniaceae. The record is from the annotation of a GenBank genome assembly.